Molecule: messenger RNA, 993 nt
Organism: Cheilinus undulatus (humphead wrasse)
Lineage: Eukaryota; Metazoa; Chordata; Actinopteri; Labriformes; Labridae
Product: trace amine-associated receptor 13c-like
Exons: 1
Coding region: 1-993 (330 amino acids)
Biological process (GO): G protein-coupled receptor signaling pathway
Cellular component (GO): membrane
Molecular function (GO): trace-amine receptor activity
Source: RefSeq, a predicted model, not a curated record
AUGGAUGACCUGCAGGGAGCUGAGCUCUGCUACCCUCAGCUCCUGAACUUGUCUUGUAGGGGUUUAAUGCGCCCUUACUCUGAGGCUAUCUUCCUCUACACUCUGCUCUCCUUUACUGCCGCCCUCACUGUUAUUCUCAACCUGCUAGUUAUCAUCUCCAUCUCCCACUUUAGACAGCUUCACACCCCAACUAACCUGCUCCUGCUCUCCCUGGCCAUCUCAGACCUCCUCGUUGGGCUGCUGGUGAUGCCAGUGGAGACAGUGCGGUUCAUAGAAACCUGCUGGCUGCUGGGAAAUCUCAUGUGUGCUCUGUCUUACAUUGUGGGUUUCACUCUUACCUCAGCAUCUGUGGGGAACAUGGUGCUUAUUUCAAUUGAUCGCUAUGUUGCUAUUUGUUAUCCUUUGCAGUACUCCAACCAAGUCACGCACAGACGGGUGAAGCUGUCUGUGUGUCUGUGCUGGGCCUGCUCAUUUCUCUACAAUGGGCUCAUUUUAAAGGACCAUCUCAGACAGCCGGACAGGUAUAACUCCUGCUUCGGGGAGUGUGUGGUGGUGAUUAACUAUGUCUCAGGAACAGUGGACCUCGUGUUCACCUUUAUUGGCCCCUGUUUGGUUAUCAUUGUCCUGUACAUGAGGGUGUUUAUUGUAGCAGUGUCUCAAGCUCGGGCCAUGCAGAAUCAUGUUAGAGCAGCUGCGGUCAGGAAUGUCAGAAUCACUGCAAAGAAAUCAGAGAAAAAAGCAGCCAGGACUCUGGGUGUGGUCAUACUGGUGUUUUUGUUAAGUUUCUGUCCGUAUUACUACCCCUCUCUUUCAGGACAAGAUAUAUCAAACAGUGCUUCAUCAUGGGCCAUCGUGUCCUGGCUACUGUACUUUAAUUCUUGUUUGAACCCCCUCAUCUACGCUUUGUUCUAUCCCUGGUUUAGAAAAGCGAUCAAGUUUAUUGUUACACUUCAGAUACUCAAACAGUACUCCUCUCUGGCUACUAUAAUUUAA